AUGCGAUUGUUCAGUCGACGCCAAGCAAAAACUCAAGCAAAAAUAUUAAACGAUGAUAAUAAUAAUUAUCCUUCCAAUGUUAAAUUUGCUUUUAAUACAAAAGCUCAUUUAGUUGAAAAGCCUCAACCGUAUCCACCAAUUAAAAAUGGUCUAGUUUGUACUGUUGUUUUCCUCGAUGGUGAAAACGUGAAUUUUGAAGUCGAUCGUAAAGCUCUUGGUAGAGAUCUUUAUGAUAAAGUAAUCAUUCAUACAAAACUUAUUGAAUCCGAUUACUUUGGUCUUCAAUUUACUGAUACACAUAAUGUUGAACAAUGGCUUGAUGCAACUAAAUCUAUUAAAAAACAACGUAAAACUGGACCACCGUACACAUUUCGAUUUCGUGUUAAAUUUUAUACGUCGGAUCCACGAAAUCUUCAUGAGGAAUUAACCAGAUAUUUAUUUGUACUUCAACUUAAAGAUGAUAUUCGCACGGGUAAAUUAGAUUGUCCGUCUGGUUCAGAUGUUGAGCUGACUGCAUUGUCUAUGCAAGCUGAAUUAGGAGAUUAUACUAGUGAUGAACAUUCAACUAAUAAUGUAUUUGAAUAUCGUUUUCUACCAGAUUAUAAACAUACAGAACAAUUCGAACAAGAUGUUAUACAAAAAUGGACAACAUACAAAGGUUUAACACCAGCUGAUUGUGAAGUUCAGUUUUUAAAUAAAGCGCGAUGGUUAGAAAUGUAUGGCGUUGAUUUACAUACAGUUACGGGCAAAGAUUGCUUGGAGUAUAAACUUGGUUUAACUCCAACUGGUAUUCUUGUAUUUGAAAACGAAGUCAAAAUUGGUUUAUUCAUUUGGUCAAAAGUAACACGUAUUGAUUUCAAUCGUAAUAAAUUAACAAUCAUUGUUAUUGAAGAUGAUGAUAAUGAUCCACGCUUACAACGUGAUUUUGUCUUUUUAUUUCGUUGCAAUGACGAAAAAGAAUGUAAACACUUUUGGAAGUGUGCAUUAGAAUAUCAUGUUUUCUUUCGUACAACAUCAGCAACUAAACUUAAAAAAAAUGCAAAAUCAAGUUUCACGCGUACCGGAUCAAGAUUUCGAUUUAGUGGCCGAACCGAAUGCCAAACUGCAGCAUUAGCAACUUUACCAAAUCGUAAUACGAAUUUUGAACGUAAAGCAUCGCAUCGUUUUUCACGACGAGCAUCGUACGCAAUAAGAAAAAAGCUGCAAGAGCAAGAAACUUUACGCGAACAAGAAGAUGAACGUUUAAAAAAAUUAAAAUGUGAACAAGAAGCAAAGUUCGAUGAAAACAAAAAAAUAGCAGAAUUCAAAUCUGUGACAAAUUCAUUUCUAUCAAAUCAUGAUUUAACAUUAACUUCUAAACGUUCAUCUUCCUUAUCAUCAUCACAAAAGAAUUUAAGUUUAUCAGCUACUCAGCGUCUUGAUAAUCUCAUUCAAGGAUCUUCGAAUGAUUUAUUAUUUGAGGAAACUGAAGCAAAUGCAAAGUCAGCAAACCUUCCCCCUACACCACCAGUUCCUCCUCGACAAAUAAAAUCUGAUGAUAAAACAACUCCACCAUUAGUUCUUACCAAACAAUCCAAUCCAGUAAAUGCUUGCUCGGUCAACAAUAACAAUGUCAAUACAACAAACGACUUAUCACAGGACUUAAUCUCUAAUAAUCAUCAUAUUGGUAACGAUCAGACAAUAUUCAUUCAAAAGUCACCACAAAAAACACCAAAAUCUCUAACGAACGGAAAUGUAUCGCGUACCGAUAAAAUGAACAGUACGUCCAAUCGAUAUACAUUAGCAAGCAGUCAUCCAGCACCUUAUGUUGUUAAAGAAGAAACAUCUACUGAUGAUUUGGAAACAAAUAAAACUAAUAGUAGCAGCUCUAAUAAAAUAUCUUUAUUUAAUAAGUUUCCUCUAUUUGGUGUCCCUAUAACGCAAUCAUCACAUGAUGAUAAUAAUCGUGCAAUGUACGAUAACAUUUUACAUUAUUGUCUUAAUCCAUUGAAUGAUUCAAAUUCAAUUUAUGCGAAAUUUGAUUUUCGUCAUCGAAGUUUAACUUUAAGGAAUCAAGAGGAACAAUUUGAAAAACGUUGUGCUAAUUAUGAUAAUUUAUCAUAUCUUGUUAUUGAUGGAAUAUCAUCGAAAAAAAAUUCAAACAGAGGAAAUGGAAAAAUAGCUUCUUGUAAAGAUUACUUUGCUGCUACUAAUAGAUUUAUUUUUUAA
Rotaria socialis is the source of this 2208-nucleotide messenger RNA. The record is from the annotation of a GenBank genome assembly. Lineage: Eukaryota; Metazoa; Rotifera; Eurotatoria; Philodinida; Philodinidae.